AUGCCGCCACUCAAUGAUAGUAAGCAGCACGAGCGUAUGCUCACCACCCUCAACCACCAAAUUGACGAUCUCCGAUCCAACCCCGAGAGCCGCUUUCUGGUAAUUGCAAGACUGAACGCAAUUUCUCGUCUGGCCCGCCUCUGUGCACAGUUCGGGAAAGAUCCUCGUUUUACGCAGUUUUGUCACACCCUUCAAAGCGGUUUGCCUGGACAAAUCGCUCUUCUCAAGAGUAACAUAAACUGUAGCGUUAUGGUUGCAGAUUCUCUUGACCGAAUGAUCCUUGAAUCUUCCAUGGUUCCUUGCUCUGCUGCUGUUGUCGAUGGCGAGGAUGAGACGGUUGACAAAGAGGCUGACCGGGAUGCCGAUGCAGAUUCUAGUGACAACGAAAGCGAUAUGGAUUCCAGCGAUGAUAACUAUAUCGCACGGUUGCUCCUUGGUUCAAAAUGGGCUAAAAUCAUAGUUGAUUUUGACGAGGAGCCAUGUGGGGAGACUGAGGUGUCCGUUAUAGACGCCAGUGAGGAGGCCAGUGAAGAAGAGAGUGAGAUGGAUCACAGCGAUGACAACUACAUCGCACGCCUGCUCCUUGGUCCGAGCUGGGCUACUCCGUUAGCUGAUUUUGCUGAUGGGCUAUGUGCGGGGAAGGAAGCGUUAGAUACGUGA
Messenger RNA from Penicillium vulpinum, 660 nucleotides. RefSeq lists its product as uncharacterized. The record is from RefSeq and is a predicted model, not a curated record. The coding region runs from base 1 to 660 and encodes 219 amino acids. Lineage: Eukaryota; Fungi; Ascomycota; Eurotiomycetes; Eurotiales; Aspergillaceae. The transcript has a single exon.